Oncorhynchus nerka (sockeye salmon) is the source of this 4555-nucleotide messenger RNA. Its product is annotated as ankyrin repeat domain-containing protein 6-like. The record is from RefSeq and is a predicted model, not a curated record. Gene Ontology annotation, biological process: negative regulation of canonical Wnt signaling pathway; positive regulation of JNK cascade. Gene Ontology annotation, cellular component: nucleus; cytoplasm. The coding region runs from base 566 to 3259 and encodes 897 amino acids. NCBI's taxonomy places the organism in Eukaryota, Metazoa, Chordata, Actinopteri, Salmoniformes, Salmonidae. The transcript has 17 exons. Gene Ontology annotation, molecular function: protein binding.
UGACGCUGACUGGACUGUGUCUCUUUCCAAACAGUUGAAUCUUAUCAGCGCUCCUUCAUUUCACCUCAUUAACAGAGGCUGUCACGAGCUAUUGAUAUGUAAAUUGGACUGAACGGGCGGUUGUGUCAAGACAUACUCGGACGGAGUUUACUUGGGACUCAGUGCGCCUCGCUGCGGAACCUAUGUUUUUACUCUCUGCCUGGAUAAACGGAGCCAUCGACGUCGCCUCAAGUUUCUUGUUACCUUUAAACACCCCGCACACACCCCGCACCGCGUCUCGUGCUUGGAAUUGGGUUUAUCUCCAAAGGAUUUGUAAUCGGACGGAGAGUUCGUCUGGGGAAUUACGCGGGGAACAUUUUGGCACUGAGGAUGACAUGAGGGAGCCAACCUGGGAGUGUCCAGAGGUCCAAGCCCUCUCGUCUCUCCUCUUCUCCUCUCUUUCUGCCCACUACCCCUGUGUGUGUCGGUGAUGAGUUAGUGUGGGUGUGGGUGUCAGCCCCCCCCACCCCCACCCUCUCCUUGGAGCACCGUGUCUUGGAGACAGUGCUUCACUUACCCUGCUUACAUGAGCCAGCAGGAUGAGGCUGCGGUCCUCGCACUGUCCGAGCGCCUCCUCGUAGCCUCCCACAAGGGCCAGGCUGACAAUGUGGUCCAGCUCAUCAACAAGGGCGCCAAAGUAGCUGUCACCAAGUACGGCAGAAGUCCCCUGCACCUGGCUUCCUACAAGGGCCACAUCGAGGUUCUGCGCAUUCUGCUGAAGGCCGGCUGCGAUCUUGACAUCCAGGACGACGGCUCACCCCCUGGGGGGAGGUCAUCCCCCCUAGCCCUCCCCAGUCCCACACCCACAGAUAACGGCCCAAACCUCUGGCGCUCCCAAAUUCUCUCCAUCUGGUCAAUGAGCUCCCGAUCCCGAAUGGGCCGCAGCGUGUCCCCAGCCACCAAUGGGGUGAGUGGCCCCGAGAAGGAGGAGGGGAGAGAGAGACGGCAGUGGAGGAAAGCUGCUGGGACUGGGCCUGGGAGAUCAGGGAGAGUGAAGAAGGAGGGUGAGCAGACAGCCUUACAUCGGGCAGCCGUGGUGGGAAACAGUGACGUUAUCUCUGCCCUCAUCCAGGAAGGGUGUGCUCUGGACAGACAGGACAAGGACGGUAACACUGCUCUGCAUGAGGUCUCGUGGCACGGCUUCAGCCAGUCUGUCAAACUGCUAGUUAAGGCCGGAGCCAACGUUCACGCAAAAAACAAGGCAGGGAACACAGCCCUCCACCUUGCUUGUCAGAAUGGCCACGCUCAGAGCUCCAAGGUCCUGCUGCUGGGUGGGUCCAGACCUGACAGCAAGAACCAUGUAGGUGACACUUGUCUGCAUGUAGCGGCCCGCUACAACCAUGUGUCCAUGCUCCGCAUCCUCCUGGGAGCAUUCUGCUCCGUGGCAGAGAAGAACCAGGCUGGGGACACACCACUGCAUGUUGCAGCUGCGCUGAAUCAUAAGAAAACAGUGCGGCUUCUGCUGGAGGCAGGAACAGACAGCAGCAUCCGCAACAACGGAGGCCAGACUGCACUGGACCAGGCCAGAGAACACAACAACCCAGACGUAGCCCUUCUCCUGACCAAAGCGCCUCAGGUCCAGAGGUUUACCCGAGGCAGGAGUGUGAGGAAGAGGAGGGACAAGCUGAAGGCUGAUCGCCGAGCACAGUCUGUCCCCAGGGAUGACAUGCUGCCCAGGAAGGACAGCGCAUCUGCUGCUGACGACACCCCUAGCAGUGACCGCGUCGCCCACAAACAUGAGGUGAUUGAGGCGAGCAAGAGCACAGACAGGGAGCUCAGAGAGAAGGUGAAAUAUGUCAUUAAUAUUAAACACGUGGAACAUGUGACGAGCUGUGCUGUCGUGCCAUUGCAGCCAUCGCUCUCAGAACCCCUCCGUCGUAGAGAGAACAAACAUGGAGAGAAGAGGCGGGGCAAACUGCGAGGCUCCUCCCCCCAGCCCCCACUCCCCCCACACAACUACAAGGCCUAUCAGCUGUACACUCUGUACCGAGGCAAGGAUGGCAAGGUCAUGCAGGCCCCUAUCAACGGCUGUCGCUGUGAGCCUCUGAUCAACAAGCUGGAGAACCAGCUGGAGGCCACCAAGGAGGAGAUGAAGACGGAGAUCCACACGGUGCAGGACCUGAUGAACAACAAGAUGGGACAGCUGGACCGCAAGAACAAACAUCAGAUCCGUGCUCUGGAUAAGAUGACAGUAGAGAGGGUGUCAGCGGAGAGGACGGAGUGCCAACACAGGAUCAACCAGAGAGCCACGCAGGAAAGACAGGAGGGGGAAAAGAGACAGCAGGCAUCAGUGGUGAACGAGCUGAAGAACUGGUGCAUGGCCAAGCUCCAGAACAUCGAGGUGCGCUUAGCAGGAGACCCCUGCAACACCAAGCUGCGCCGUUCCUCGUCCAUGUCUGAGGGCCUGUGUGAGGUGGACCCUGGGGGCCUCACCGUGCUGCCUGCUGGGGGGCCUGGGGACAGCGCCCAGUGUCUGGCCCCCCACAUCACUGACAUCACCGAGGGAGACCGCAACACCGCCGCCACAGAGGACCCCUCAGCCAACCACUGCUUUGCUGUUCAGGUGGACAGCUCUCCAGACAGUGAUAAACAUCCCAAGCAAGCGGAGAUCUCCUCCCCAACUACUGCCAAGUUCCUGUCACAGUCUCCCCAAGUAGUGCGACCCAAGGAGCGCUUGCUAGGUGCUACUGAACAUCGGAGGCCGUAUCAGGAACUGCAGGACGUGGCGCUGCUGGAGUUGGGACCGAGCAGCAGAAGCAACAACAACCGGGCCAGCAGUCUGUCCCCAGCGACAGAGCGCCACUGCAGCAGCAGACAGGACAAGGACCGCAACAGGGAAAGGGACCGGGAGCGGGGCAGGGACAAGGGCAAGCACCACAAGAGGCACUCCCAGGGCAGGACUAAGGCCAAGGGGGCCACGGUGGGGCAGGCCGAGGGGACUCAGACUCUGGAGGUGUUUGAGGAAAGAGCCGUGGAGAGAGACGGGGGGGAGAGCUCCUUUGCCCAGGAAAGGGAGAACAUGCACGCCCUGGAGGUGACACAGUACUUCUUUGAGGCGGUGUCGACCCAGAUGGAACACUGGUAUGAGAGGAAGAUCCAGGAGGCCAGGUGGCAGGCGGACCAGAGGGCCCAGGCAGACAGGGCUGCCCUGCUGGAGAGGAUCACCUACCUGGAGGACGAGCUACGCAUGCUCAGGACUAACAGGCACGACGACAGCUAACACAGACAUACCACUACAGAGUUUAAAGCAGUGGAGGCUGCUGAGGGGAGGACGGGACGGCUCAUAAUAAUGGCUGGAAUAGAGCGAAUGGAAUGGUAUACUUAUUCCACUCCAUUACCACAAGCCCAUCCUCCCCAAUUAAGGUGCCACCAACCUCCUGUGGUUUAGAGUUACACCUUCAGAAUGGCAAAAACCAUCUGAGGUCAUUACAGAUGGCAACCUGGAUCUAGUGGAUCCACUAGUAGACUUGACCAUAAAUUGGCCAUACAUUUGUCAUUGACCAUGCACAUUCUCUACAGAAUUUCAUACUUAUAUCUAAUAAUGUCAUGCAACAGUAGAAAAUAAUCCAUUUGUAAUGGUGACUUAUAAAUGAGAAAUGUUAUGGCAUGCCAGACAAUUCAGUAUAAUGUUGUCUUGUUAAUCAUGUGUUUUGUUGUAUACACCUGGGCAGCUCCUGUGUGUUGUGCUUUGUAAAACCCCCAGUAAAUGUACUGCUGGUUACAAUGGAUCUGUCACAGUGCCAUUAUUGAACUGGAACACCUACACAUAUUGGCACAUUGAUAGCUUGUCCUCAACAUGCCAAUACUCCAGUGCUUUUUAUCCUGUGACGCGAAAGCCUGUUAUGAGAAUGAUUCUGGGGGUUUGUGGAAAAUGUGGGUCAUUUUUAGUGACAUUGUAAAAAACAAAAUUCAAUGAGAGAGUAGAGGAAAACGAGAGCAGACAGCUUCAGGAAUAGUUUUGAAUUAGCCAGGAUGCUUAACAUAUCAGUAGAAUAAACUACUGCAAGCUUUCAUAUGUGACUUACAAGGGCAACAGAGCUCACAAGAAUACAGCCAAACUGAAAAUGUCUUAACUGAAGAGAAGUUGUGCUUUCAUAACUUUAGUACUCAUCCACUUCUGCUCCAGCCCACUAUUUCUUUGAUGGUAAAAACUCCAUAACACCCCAAUGUUUAUCCUCAGCACUAAAAUUAGUUACUGUUAGGAAGACCAUGUUGGCAUGAUGAAAAGUCAAAUAGACUACUGUAAAUGUGUUACCGUGCUCAUAGGUGACACUUGUUCUGUUCAUGUGAGGUUGUUGUACAUUGAUGUCUCUGCUGAUAUGAACAUACAUUCUGUCUAAUGAAGUCAGAUGAUGUCAAGUGUAUUUUGUAAAAAACUAAAGAGAAACUACAAAAAUGGCACGUCUGUUUUAUAUUCAAGAGGUAGACGCUAAGAGCUACCCAAGAGCAGCCCAACAUGAGCCCUGGAAUACUAGUUAUAACCCAUAAAUAAAUCCUUACCUAUGGUGUUAUUUCA